This is a messenger RNA of Cuscuta epithymum, 2278 nucleotides long. The record is from the annotation of a GenBank genome assembly. Lineage: Eukaryota; Viridiplantae; Streptophyta; Magnoliopsida; Solanales; Convolvulaceae.
GGACCAAAAGUGGAAUUUUUUCAUUCAUCGACGCUUGGUUUAGGUUGAGUAAGAAAGUCUCGAUCUACUUCAAGUUCACCUUCUUCCCUCACUCUAUCAAGUGUUUCUAUGUUCCUAUUCCUAAUUUCACUAUUCCGUGUGAGAAGGAAAGAAUGAAAUUGGAAGCAAAUCUAGAAUGGGUUUGCUUAAAGAAUAUCCAUUAUACGCAGCCUGCUAGUCUGGCCGACCUGCUAGUCAGGAAAAGUAACAGUCAAGUAAUUAAUGCACUGUUUAAUUAUGUAUUUAAUUUCGUAUUAAUGUUGUAAUUAAUUACGCCUAUAAAAGGCACGUUGUAAUUCAAACUAAGGAGGCGAAUUCCAGAUGCUAUUUCUGGCUCUCAAACUCUCUGGCUACUUUCCAUUUUCGUAUUACUUUCUAUUUUCCUGCUUGGUCGUUCUUCCCUUCCAUCUCCGCCACAACACCGUCUCUCGCAUCUCCUCCAAGACUGUCGCGCUGCUGUCAGGCCCUCCAAUCUCCGGUCUCAAUUCCCCAGACCGACCCCCUCUCACGGUCGUUCUAGCAAGCCGGCUGGUGAGAGCUCUUCUACUCUCUCGGUCUGUCUUCUGUUAGCAAGAGAAUUGAAGUAGCAAGCGGGAAGUUCGACUUCUCACAGUGAGUCGCCAUCCUCAAUUGCCUCUAGCAUGGCCCUUCAAUGGUGUAGGUUGUUACGUUACUCUUCCGCCAACAGUAGCAGGACAAGGGUUGGGAUGUAUUGAAGAUUCAAAAUCAUGGAAUGGAACGGCCUGGCACGCGUAAACCAUGAUCUGGGCCGGCCAGCACAAUCCACUUCUAAAAGUCCCACAAAGCUAAGUAUACUCCUCAAUUUUACAUCAUCUUUGAUCAAAAAAUUAUAAAACGAUUCAAUGAAAAAAUCACAAAUUGAAUCAUUCGAAAAUUACUCUAAGUGAUAUGAUUGCUUUUAAUCUUGUUUAAGUGUGUGUAAUUUGAACAUUGAACACGGCUUAAGAAAUCUAAUCACUCAAGUACGCCGGACAAGCACACACACUCGUACAUUGGCCGAGCACACACACUCGCGCCACCGGGUCACGUCAUAUGGGUGUGACGAUUAAUAAGCUCCAAUGUAAAUGCUAAUACCUCACACCCUUGACUUCAUACGAGUUCUUGCGUGCUCUUACCUCUUCCUAGUGCAUCACACUCCGACCUCGGGGGACGAGUCACCCGUUCAAAAGUUUUUACUUGCGGGUUCGAACUACUAACCUCGGGCGGUGAGUUAAACUCUUGUUAGGGGCCUAGAGCCACGCUCUUCCGAGCAAUUUUUUCACUUAAUUGACAUUCACAUUUCCCGAAAAGGUUGAUAUACUUUAGUUCUGUGGGGUUGGAUUAUCCGUUCGAGUGGUGACUCCGAGUCACUUACUCACGGAUUCAAUCUUCCUUUCGGAGACUGGGUUGAGGCCUAACUUGGGAACUUGAUGUCACUCUUUUCGAGUAGUGAGUCUGACUCACUUACUCACUAAGCCAUGGUUCAACACCGGGUCAGAUGCUCUAUUCUACACUUGUUGCUUUUAUGUGUAGGUACGACUGAACGAAGACGAACCUGAUGAGUCUGAGCCCGAUGAGAAGAACGGUUCUAGCCAUCCUUUUCGCUGAUGGUGACCAUUACAAUAAAGGCCGAAGAUUUCACUCUUUGCUUCAUCUUGGGGGCAUCAGGUGUACUCUUUUUCCCUUCAUUAGGAUUUUUUCCCAUUGGGUUUUUUCCUAAUGAAGGUUUUUAAUGAGGCAUCUCCCCAACAUGGACAAGGGCAGAGAUCUUCCGGUCUCGGAGAAGGGUAGCUGACUUGGACUACUCCCUCUUAGCCGAGUCUACUACUCGACUAAGGGAGUGGGGGACUCGUGAUGCAGUUAUGGGACUAGGCCCAGAGCCUAAUCGGCCCAAGACCCGAACUUGGACCGGUGGAUCCAGGUCCAUAACCUGGAGCCUGCCUAUCACCCCAACGGGGAGCCUGCCAGUCCGGCCGACCUGCCAGUCAGGAAAAGUAACAGUCAAGCAAUUAAUGCACCGUUUAAUUAUGUAUUUAAUUUCAUAUUAAUGUUGUAAUUAAUUAGUCAUUAUUAUCGGUAGCGGUUACGAAUUGUAUAAGCCUAUAAAAGGCACGUUGUAAUUCAAACUAAGGAGGCGAAUUCCAGAUGCUAUUUCUGGCUCUCAAACUCUCUGGCUACUUUCCAUUUUAUAUUACAUAUGCAUGGACUGUUGCUUGAUUAUGAAAAUAAAUCGCUUUCC